Daktulosphaira vitifoliae (grape phylloxera) is the source of this 2765-nucleotide messenger RNA. RefSeq names its product muscle-specific protein 300 kDa-like. Gene Ontology annotation, biological process: nuclear migration. The transcript is spliced from 17 exons. The annotation marks the transcript as partial. Lineage: Eukaryota; Metazoa; Arthropoda; Insecta; Hemiptera; Phylloxeridae. Gene Ontology annotation, molecular function: actin filament binding. The record is from RefSeq and is a predicted model, not a curated record. Gene Ontology annotation, cellular component: meiotic nuclear membrane microtubule tethering complex; cytoplasm; nuclear outer membrane.
CAAAAGUUCAUAACGAUUGGCGAGAGGGUUCUAGUGAGGAGACUUUUGAACGAGUUAUCGAAGAACGCGAUGUUUAUUCGAAAGAAGGCAUUUUAAAAGGAAAAAUAGUCGUGGUAGAAAAAAAAACUGUGCAUAAAAGCAUUAAAGUAAUUGAGGGCCCCGAACAUAAUAAAGUGACUAAACCUGCACUACAUGAAUUGGAAAGUUCAAGAAGCCGGUCUUCAUCUUAUGAUAGUUUGUCAUCUCCAACAAUUCGAAGAAAAGUGUUUACGGGCACCAAAUUACAAUUUGAUAAUCAUAUUGAAGAAAUCAAAAAUGAGCAGGAGAGAGUCCAAAAAAAGACUUUUGUAAACUGGAUCAAUUCUUAUUUAUGCCAAAGAAUACCUCCAUUGAAAAUUGAUGAUUUAAUUGAGGAUCUAAGAGAUGGAACCAAAUUGCUUGCAUUAUUGGAAGUUCUAUCUGGAGAAAGACUACCUAUUGAGCGUGGUCGUAACAUGAAAAGACCUCAUUUUUUGAGUAAUAUAAAUACAGCAAUACAGUUUUUACAAAGCAAAAGAAUAAAGUUAGUAAAUAUUAAUUCUUCGGAUAUUGUUGAUGGUAGACCUCCAAUUGUCUUAGGUCUGAUAUGGACAAUAAUUUUGUAUUUCCAGCUUGGUCGUAAAACUGGAUUUACUGUUAUUACUAACAAUAUUGAAGAAAAUACAAAAACAUUAUUAUCUUUGAAUUACACAUUUAGUGAAAGUACAAGUAGCUUGGAUAGUAUUAAAUCACCUACAAUGGAAAUAAAUAAAAAAUCGGAUGGUGCUAAAAAGACUUUGUUAAAGUGGGUUGCUACUGUUAUACCUAGGGAGAGUAAUAUUCAUGUAAAAGAUUUUGGACCUAGUUGGAGAGAUGGAUUUGCUUUUCUUAAAAUAAUAGAUACAAUAAAAACUGACUUAGUUGAUAUAACUACAUUAAGUGGAGAAACAAAUAAAACACGUUUAGAAACUGCAUUUAAUGUUGCAGAACAAGAUCUUGGAAUUGCUCGUUUACUCGAUCCAGAAGAUGUUGAUGUAGACCGACCAGAUGAACGAUCUGUUAUGACUUAUGUUGCACAAUUUGUUCAUAAAUAUCCUGAAGUUCGUAGUGAUAGUGGAGAAUCAAUUGAUACGAUUCAAAAAGACUACACUAUUUUAUUAUUGUGGUUAACAGAAAAAACCGAAUUUUUGUCCUGGACACAAAAUUUAUCGCAUGACUAUGAAGAUUUUUUAAAAACUCAAGAUAAAAUUUGUUCAAUGAGUAUUUUAUACCAAAAGUUAAAAAAUAUAUGUACUUCAGGAGCGACAAUAAGUAUAUCAACCCAGUCAUGGACUGAAGUUGAACGACUGUGGCAGCUAUUAGACAAUUUAAUGAAAAAUUGGCAAUGGCAGCUGGAUAAUUUAUUACCAGAACCAUUUAGAGUUAUUGUUGAAUGGAUAACGAAAGCCGAGCAACUCAUUAAAGACGAUAAAAUUCCUUCUGUUAUGAAUGAACAAACUGCUGUGAUUAUAAGUAAAAAAUUAGAAGAUCAUAAGUUGUUUUUUACUGAUUUGCCUGAGGUUAAACAAAAAUUUAACGAACUUUUAACCAAGUCGAGAAGUCAAAAUAAACAAGUGCAAAACUUGAGUAUGCGUUUUAAUAUAAUCGAAACAGAAUCUCAAAAAAGACGUUGUCGCCUUAAAUAUUUGGAACAUAAGUGUUGUUUGAUCGCAUUUUUAAACUUAACUGAAAAUAAAUUAAAAGCAUGGACUGUGAAAUAUGGUCGUUUACAAGACGUUAUGAUAUUACUGGAAAAAUAUAAUAAUUUCGUAAUAGGAAAUAAUAUUUUUCAAGAAUUUAAUAAAGCAUUUAUAGACAUGAAAAAUGUGUUUCAAGAGUAUAAACAAGAGUGUCAUAUAGACUACAAAGAAACAAUAGCAGUUGAAAAAUUUUUAAGACAAACUGCUGAACAGUGGAAAAAUAUCGCAAUGGAACUGAGAUGUGCUCACAGUAUGCUUGAAGAAGUAGUAUUAUAUUGGAAACGCUGGAAAGUAUUGUCUGAUGAGUUAAAAGCGUGGCUUCAAGUCUCAAUGACAAAAAUAAAUCUAUCUAAUGAAGAACAAAUUGAAUAUUUUCAAAAUAUUGGGGUGUGGAAAGAAAAAUAUGAAUUACUUAAUGACGCUGUCAGCUUUUUAGUCGUAACAUGUGAGGAGUCUACUGCUGAAUCACUCAAACAAGAGUUCAUGAAUAUUUCUCACUUGUGGGAUAGUGUAUUUUCAAAUGCUAAAAACUACUUACAAUCUGGGGAUCUAAAUAGAAUCAGAAAAGAAUAUUUUGAAGGAUUCGAAAUAUUACAUAAAUGGAUUAUUCGAGCAGAUCAAAUUAUGUCUACUAUAAAUUUGAAUUCGUCUGAGAAAAUUAAAGUUGGGAUUAAAAAUAUUCAAACUUUACAAGAUGAAUUAGGUCAAAUGGAUGAUCUAUUUAAAGCUAUAAGUAAAAAAUUUCAAAUACUCAUUAAAGAUUUGUCAAGAGAAGAAGUAAAUGAUAUGAUGCUCUGUUUAAAAAGAGAAAAAGAAUCUCUCGUCAAUAUAAGAGCAAAUAUACCUGUACAAUUAAACGCUUUACAUCAUGUAUUAGUACAAUACGACGCUUUGGAGUCUGGUCAAAGAGAAAUUAAUGAAUGGCUUGAUGGAUGUGAACAUUUUAUAUUUUCUUUAAAUAUAAGUGUCAGUAAAGAAAAAUUACAAAGUGAUCUUGAAAAUUUAAAG